UUAUGGAAUUUCGAAACAAGGAUCCAGGUGCCGUACAGUUCGGAAAUUUUAUAAAUUACUAUCAGUUCAACUCUGCCGAAGACAGACUGAAACUUUUGCCCUCAAAAUACUGGCUGCCGGAAGAUGGAAACCCGACUUCCGAACCCUACCUAGUCCUAGAUGUUGGAUGCAAUUCAGGAGUAUUCACACAACUAUUACAAAAAUACCUAAGUAGUUUAAUGCCUCAACGUAAAGUUUGUGUUUAUGGCAUCGAUAUUGAUGAAGCCUUAAUUUCCCGUGCCAAAGUGGACAAUUCCAAUUGCAAAGAGAUUAUUUCAUACGAUUGUGUCGAUGUCAUGGAUAAUGAAGCCUUUGAAAAAGUACAACAGUUUCUAAAGCUCAAUAAUAGAACGAAUUAUGAUGCUGUAUGUUGUUUUUCCAUUACCAUGUGGAUACAUUUAAAUCAUCACGAUGUCGGACUGCAAGAUUUUCUUCGGAAAUUGGCCAACAUAGCCAAACUAUUUAUAGUCGAACCCCAGCCUUGGAAAUGCUAUCAAACUGCUGAACGAAGACUGAAAAAGUCAGGGGAAGUUUUUCCAUUAUUUCCGGAACUUAAAUGGAGAUCACAAGUAGAAAGCGAGAUUGAAAACUAUUUAGAAUUGACAUUGCAGAGGCAAAAAAUUUAUGAAUCUAUUCCCACCAAGUGGCAGAGAAAGAUUUGUUUUUAUAGAUAAUAGCAAUUCUUUUAAUUUA
Messenger RNA from Calliphora vicina (urban bluebottle blowfly), 732 nucleotides. Its product is annotated as probable RNA methyltransferase CG11342. Gene Ontology annotation, molecular function: O-methyltransferase activity; RNA methyltransferase activity. The transcript has a single exon. The coding region runs from base 3 to 713 and encodes 236 amino acids. Gene Ontology annotation, cellular component: cytoplasm. Gene Ontology annotation, biological process: negative regulation of pre-miRNA processing. Lineage: Eukaryota; Metazoa; Arthropoda; Insecta; Diptera; Calliphoridae. The record is from RefSeq and is a predicted model, not a curated record.